Molecule: messenger RNA, 561 nt
Organism: Drosophila mojavensis
Lineage: Eukaryota; Metazoa; Arthropoda; Insecta; Diptera; Drosophilidae
Product: NPC intracellular cholesterol transporter 2 homolog a
Exons: 1
Coding region: 96-548 (150 amino acids)
Biological process (GO): intracellular cholesterol transport
Molecular function (GO): sterol binding
Source: RefSeq, a predicted model, not a curated record
AACUUUUUCCAGUUGUAGUUAAGACACUGUCGCGAGAAAACAUGCGAAGCGUGUUAUCACUAAAGCUAUUAAUUUAAUUAAUAAAAAUAUACGUCAUGUUUAAGUUGUGCGUGCUUAUCUCGUCGCUGCUUUUGGUGCUGCAGCUGGGCGCAGGUCUAGAAUUUAAAGAUUGUGGAUCAAAGACGGGCAAGUUCACUCAAGUCACCAUCGAAGGCUGUGAUACGACAAAGGCAGAGUGCAUUCUCCAUCGAAAUACCAAUGUAUCAAUAUCAAUCGACUUUACAUUGUCCGAAAAGGCUACAUCCGUUAUAACUGUUGUCCAUGGCAAAGUGUUGGGUAUUGAAAUCCCAUUUCCUCUCAGCAAUCCGAAUGCAUGUGUCAACAGUGGCCUCACAUGUCCGUUAGAAAAAAAUGAAUCCUAUCGCUAUACGGCCACGCUCUCAGUGUUAAACAGCUAUCCAAAGGUCUCAGUGCUUGUCAAAUGGGAGCUUCAGGAUCAAAACAAUCUGGAUAUUCUUUGCAUUGAAAUCCCCGCCAAAAUACAAUAAAAUAUAAAUAUAA